AUGAACUGCAUGAAAGGUCCGCUGCACUUGGAGCACCGAGCCGCAGGGACCAAGCUGCCGGCCGCCGCCUUGUCUUCCUCUUCUUGUCACCAUCCCCAGCCGCUGCCCAUGGCUUCGGUCCUGGCUCCCGGGCAGCCCCGUUCUCUGGACUCCUCCAAGCACAGGCUGGAGGUGCACACCAUCUCCGACACGUCCAGCCCCGAGGCCGCAGAGAAAGACAAGAGCCAGCAGGGGAAGAAUGAGGAUGUGGGCGCCGAUGACCCAUCCAAGAAGAAGCGGCAACGGCGGCAGCGGACGCACUUCACCAGCCAGCAGCUGCAAGAACUAGAGGCCACGUUUCAGAGGAACCGCUACCCGGACAUGUCCACGCGCGAAGAAAUCGCCGUGUGGACCAACCUCACAGAAGCCCGAGUCCGGGUUUGGUUCAAGAAUCGCAGGGCCAAAUGGAGAAAGCGAGAGCGCAACCAACAGGCCGAGCUGUGCAAGAAUGGCUUCGGGCCACAGUUCAACGGGCUCAUGCAGCCCUACGACGACAUGUACCCGGGCUAUUCGUACAACAACUGGGCCGCCAAGGGCCUGACAUCGGCAUCCCUGUCCACCAAAAGCUUCCCCUUCUUCAACUCCAUGAACGUCAACCCCCUGUCGUCGCAGAGCAUGUUCUCCCCGCCCAAUUCCAUCUCGUCCAUGAGCAUGUCCUCCAGCAUGGUGCCCUCGGCGGUGACGGGCGUUCCGGGCUCCAGCCUCAACAGCCUGAAUAACUUGAACAACCUGAGCAGCCCGUCGCUGAAUUCAGCGGUGCCGACGCCUGCCUGCCCUUAUGCGCCGCCGACUCCUCCAUACGUUUAUAGGGACACGUGUAACUCGAGCCUGGCCAGCCUGAGACUGAAAGCAAAGCAGCACUCCAGCUUCGGCUACGCCAGCGUGCAGAACCCGGCGUCCAACCUGAGUGCUUGCCAGUACGCUGUGGACCGACCUGUGUGAGCCGCACCCGGAGCACUGGGAUCCUAGGACCGUGACGGAUGGGGCUACUCCGACCUUGAAAGACUGGAAAUUAUGCUAGAAAGUCGUGGGCGCUAAAGAGAUGGAGGGGAAGAGAAGCGAGAGAACAGGAAACCACUGAAUUCUAGAGAGCUCCUUUGAUUUCAAAGGAAUUUCCUCAGUGUCUAACAUCUUCACUGAAAGCAUCUCCAACAGUUGCCAGGACACACACAGUGUGUGUGUGUGUGUGUGUGUGUGUGUAUCUAUAAAUGCGCUCUCUCACACACACACAUACACAUGGAUAUUUGACUGGAUAUGACAUUUUAACAUUACUAUAUGCUUGUUAUUUUUUAAGUUUAGCAUUGUUAACAUUAAAAUGACUGAAAGGAUGUAUAUAUAUCGAAAUGUCAAAUUAAUUUUAUAAAAGCAGUUGUUAGUAAUAUCACAACAGUGUUUUUAAAGGUUAGGCUUUAAAAUAAAGCAUGUUAUACAGAAGCGAUUAGGAUUUUUCGCUUGCGAGCAAGGGAAUGUAUAUACUAAAUGCCACACUGUAUGUUUCUAACAUAUUAUUAUAAAAAAUGUGUGAAUAUCAGUUUUAGAAUAGUUCCUCUGGUGGAUGCAAUGAUGUUUCUGAAACUGCUAUGUACAACCUACCCUGUGUAUAACAUUUCGUACAAUAUUAUUGUUUUACUUUUCAGCAAAUAUGAAAAAAAAAACGUGUUUUAUUUCAUGGGAGUAAAAUAUACUGCAUACAAACUG
Molecule: messenger RNA, 1737 nt
Organism: Echinops telfairi (small Madagascar hedgehog)
Lineage: Eukaryota; Metazoa; Chordata; Mammalia; Afrosoricida; Tenrecidae
Gene: PITX2
Product: paired like homeodomain 2
Exons: 3
Coding region: 1-981 (326 amino acids)
Biological process (GO): anatomical structure morphogenesis; regulation of transcription by RNA polymerase II
Cellular component (GO): nucleus
Molecular function (GO): DNA-binding transcription factor activity, RNA polymerase II-specific; RNA polymerase II cis-regulatory region sequence-specific DNA binding
Source: RefSeq, a predicted model, not a curated record